Molecule: messenger RNA, 664 nt
Organism: Stylophora pistillata
Lineage: Eukaryota; Metazoa; Cnidaria; Anthozoa; Scleractinia; Pocilloporidae
Product: cytochrome c oxidase subunit 7A2-like, mitochondrial
Biological process (GO): mitochondrial electron transport, cytochrome c to oxygen; mitochondrial respirasome assembly; regulation of oxidative phosphorylation
Cellular component (GO): respiratory chain complex IV
Source: RefSeq, a predicted model, not a curated record
UACACACUAAUUUUACGCCAUUUUCUCUGAUUAUCUCUCUGGUGUCCUAGCUGAUGUUCUAUAAGCAGAGCCCUUUUGCGGGCAGAGUAGUCUCUGCUGAAGCUACUACCGCUUACCAACCGCAGGGACUUGGGAAAUAUUCAGAGCCUAAACCAGGUCCAGUUUUCGAGAAUCCAAUGUCUUCCUCUUCAGGAAUUUCUGGAGAAAACAGCGUUCGUCACUGGCAGGAUACUUUUAAGCAAUCCAAAGCUCCGGUGUAUCUUCUGAGGGGUACAAGGGAUAAGGUUAUCUACAGGGGCCUUAUGGGUGUCCUUCCUGUUGGAAUGGGUGUUGCAGCCUACUACUACUACAUGAUGUCCACUGGUAAAUUGAAAAGGAAGGAGAGAUGAAACUGAUUGGAAUCCAAGUCAAUUUUCCUCAUUUAAAACUUCUUCUGUCAACAUUUUUGCAUUUUCGAAAGAACUUUAGUUACUGCUUUGAUUGUCCAAGUGGAUGGUGGUCAAAAUAUUUUCAUUCUCUGGUAUUAUUUUGGUUCAGAGUUGUUGUUCAAACCUGAUUAAGCAUUAAUUUCUAAUGUAAAGAUGUCUCAUUUGAAACAACUUUAUGCUUUAGUUUACUCUACGCGAGGUUAUUGAUAAUAAUAAAGUACAUUUAACUACCUGCA